This is a messenger RNA of Rotaria sp. Silwood1, 4940 nucleotides long. NCBI's taxonomy places the organism in Eukaryota, Metazoa, Rotifera, Eurotatoria, Philodinida, Philodinidae. The record is from the annotation of a GenBank genome assembly.
AUGCCUUUGCCUUUUAUAACUUUGAAUCAAGUUGAAAAACAAUGGUUAAAAUUUUCAGCUAAAAAAUCACUUGAUAGUAUGAGGAACUCAGCUUUUCUAUUAAAAAACUUACCAAUUGAAUAUAUGAAAGUUAUCACAGUAUUAUUUAAUAAGUGCGCGUCAAAAGGAAAUGUAUUUGAAGCAAGUAAACAUGCUAAAAUUAUAUGUUUAUCUAAAGACGGUAUGUAUCCAACGGAAGAUAAGCUCAGGCCGAUUUCACUUCUGCCUAAUUUGGGGAAGUGGUUUGAACGUUGUAUACAUGAACAAAUACAAGAAUGGUGUAAAGGUAAAGGGAUAUAUACUGAUGAACAAUCAGGCUUCACACCAAAUAGACGUUUACAAUCUCGAAUUCUGUCAAUCUGCGAAGACUUAAAACUAACUGUAGCAGCGAAUAAUCGCCCCGCGUUAUUAAUAUUCGUUGAUUUUCUCUCCGCAUUUGAUAAAAUGUGGUAUCCCGCCUUGAUAGCAAAUUUAGUUGAAUUAGAUAUGCCAUUACCAUUGAUAAAAUGGAUUUAUCAAUGGCUUCAAGAAAGAACUAUGAGUAUACAUCAUGGAGAUUCACAAUCGAAAACCGUUAAACUAUACGUAGGUGCACCACAAGGUUCAGUUCUAGCUGCAACACUCUUUAGAAUACAUAUUCACUUCCUUCCUCAAUAUUUUUUUCGUUUUUGUACGCAUUUAUUUGCCGAUGAUGUAGCGAUUCUUUUAAAAGGUUCAUUAGAAAAAAAGCUAUCUCAAAAUAUAAUUGAACUAGAAAAACAAGCUAAAAUAGCAAUGCAUAUCCUAUUAUCCUUUUCAGAAAAUCAUUUAUUACCUGUGAACGUGAAAAAAACAAAAGCAAUGUUAGUACAUAGUGCAGUAUCUCCAAGUCAACCGAAAAUAUUUUUCCAAAAUCAACAGAUUGAUUUCGUACAAAAUUUUAAAUACCUAGGGGUAGAAAUUCGUGUUAAAUUAGGAUGGGGAAGUUAUAUAAAAACGCGUAUACUUAAAAUUAGAAAUGUUUAUAACGCUCUGAAACAACUUUUCCGACAAAUCCCUAUUGGACUGAUCCAUAUCCGUAAAAAAUUAUUCUAUGCUUUUGCUUUACCCCACUUUAUAUGGCUUUUUAUGACAUGGUUUUACUUUACAGAAAGACAACAAAAUGAAAUAGAACACCUAUAUGCAUCAGGACUACGUAUAGUUUAUAACCUUUGGGGUUGGGAAGACUAUACUGUCUUCGUACUUACAAGAGAAAAAUCCCUUAUGGACUAUCUAUAUAAAUAUUGGGAGAAAAUGAUAAAACAUUUACACACAGCUACCGAGGCCCUUGAUUACCAACAAUCAUGGGAGGCAUAUAUUAUUGCAACCUCUACAAAUCGUAAUUACUAUAAAUCUAUGGGAUUUAGAAAAAACAGUUUUUUUCUUAAUCGUUUGGCAGCAAGGGCUCACCAUGUAAAUUUGGAUAUUUUUACUUUCUUCUGUAUACAUGAGAAACAAUACGAAAUUUUCAAAAGAUCCUCCGCAGUGUUAGAAAGAUUUGCAUAUAAGUAUCUACACCCUCCUUAAUAUAUUAUUUAAAUCGUAAUUGAAACUGAAAUUUUGAUAACUAGUUCUAUUUGACCUUGAUUCUAUUAACUAUCCCCACACAUCUAUACUUGACAUAUACAUUUUUUUUUUCUUUUUCUCUAUCAUUCUUUAAUAUCAUAUACUACAUGAACCUAUAUACUACUUUUAUUUUUUUUUUGUGAAUUUAUAUAUCUCAGACGUCCAGAGGAGAUGACGACAGCUAAGCGAGAGAAAAGAGAAAUAGCUGUUUAUCUUUAUCUUUUUUUAUUGUCAUAAUUGUAUCAGUGUCUGUUAACCCUAUGUGGAACAAUAAACUUUCAUAUUAAAAAAAAAAAAAAAUAUAUGUAUAAGUCCUCUUUAUCAUGUAUCGAUAUUAUGUCACUUACCAUAUCUUCUCUCUUUUGCGUUCUUAUGAUCUCGUGUUGUUCUUUUCUUUUUGAUUUCUUCUUCUCAUUCUCUUUUUAUCUGUUCUCGUAAAAAGUCAAUGCACGAAGCAAAGCUAGCAUUGAUGUAUAAGGAAUAAACUUAACAAUUGUUGCUUCAUCAGAUGCUUUAUAUUUAAUCAUAUUCGAUAUUGUAAGUGCUUCCGAGCGGCACAUUUGAAUAAAGACUACGGAAAAAAAAAGUCGCUGUCGAUUUUUGAUGACCGAUGCCAAUACCAGCUCCAUCGCUACUGUCUGUAGGGCAAUAGUAUAAAAUAUUUUUCGAGAUUAGAGGACGCAAGAUCAGUUGUAACAAGCAAAGUAACAGACAUUUUUCCUUCGUUCUUUCAAUGAGAAAAAAACGUUUUUUUUCCUAUGAAAAAGGAGAAUGAAUCUUUUUAGUUAUGAAAAGGAUGAAAAAGUCGUAUUUUAUUUAUUUUAUUCACUACAAUGCUUUUGCGGUUCUUUAAUAUAUGGAAGCUUUUAAUAGUGUAGACUGCUAUUCGCACUAUAUGUUGUUACAUUUAAAGCGAGAGGAAUAAACUAAAAAAAAAAUGUCGGUUUCCAUGACGCUGCUUGACGGAAGAAGUAGCGUUGAAUUGUCAACUUAUUUUUCUUCUACUUUAAUGGUUCUCUGAAAAUAAUCACCAUUUUUCUGCUAUUUUCAACCAAUCCAAUGCUACUUUCGGAAAUGAAAUGUAUUAGAACAAAAAAAAGUAGAUUGCAUUGCUUCUUUCUUAGAUGGAGAGAAAAAAAAGAGAAUUGAGCUGCUUUAAACGAAGUGUUCUCCGUAAGACUUAUUUUAACAAUCAAACAGUUGGUAAGUAUUUCCACAAAUAUAAAGUAAGGCAUAUUCGACGCUGAUCGGUGGUUCAAUGCAUCUUUCUCAUUGAUAUAUUUACAAAAGGGCUUAAAACUCAUUACAUACUGAAAAAUAAUGUUUUUUCCUGAACAUCGCAUAAUCUCAUCUGUAAAGCUUCUGUCACUAUCGAAAUGAUAUUAUUCUAACUCUCAGGCGAAAUCGAUCGUAAAAAGGGCCUAGUAUAGCAAUCUCAAAAAUAUUUUGUGGUAGAUGAAUAGUCUAUUCAAUCAAAAAACAAACAACAGUUCAUUGAUACGGUAAUUACACCUCUUUCCGACAGACCAGACCUAAAAAAGAACUUCAAUAGUCAUUUCUGGCAGAAUCGAAACUGGUUGACUUUCUUCCAACUGACGAGGACCGAUCGCUUUAGUUCUAGACUUCAAUCGAGGAAAAAGUGGUCGAGUCUUCCGAGCGGAUAAGACCUUCAGAAAAUGCACUUGAAUGAGUUAAGGACUGAUGAAUCUGUUAAAAUGUAUAAAUUCUUUCUUAAUUUGCGAAGUUUUGUUUCGUCAUGUGGCAUUUUCUACCGACUUUACCACAUUUAUGGCACUGUAAGUGUUUCAAUGCGAGAAUUUCGGUUGAAAAGAUGCGUCCCUUUCUAGAACUGCUAUUACAGCGUUGAGCUUUAACUCGUCAUCUCUCGUUUUCCAGUUAGAAUUAACGCGUUUUAAGAAAUUUGUCACUCUCAACAUUUUAGGAGAGAGUGUGGGUGGGGAAGGGGGGGGGGGGGGAGGUGUUCGUUUGGGUCAUUUUCUAAUUACCUACGUCCGAACCCCACACCCCCAUUAGCAAUUACUUUGUUGAAUUUUUUAACAUUUUUGUCUCUUUUGCAUUUCAUUUUUCAAACAGCACACACUCACCAACAUGACUGAAUCAAAUAGUCCUGGUGAUUUAAUGAGCAUUUUUAUUCAAAAGGCUAUAGAAUGUCACAUAGAAACUAAGGAAUCAAGAUUUAUCCUCAUAGCAGUUCACGACGACGAAGAGAAAUUUAAAACUUUCAAGAACAUAGCAACGAGUAAUGAAACUUCUACUCGAAAGUCAUAUGUUUUUGAUAACGUCAGUGACUGUUUCGAGUUUAUUAUUGAAAAAGUCUCCUUGGAUCCAUGUGUUACAAUCAUUAUCUUCGUUGGUGGUCAAUUAGUAUUUGAUCUUAUAUCUUCAAUUCAUGCAUGUGAACAAGUUUCUUUAAUUCUCAUUAUGAAUAAACCGUCAUUCAAAGAAGAAGAACAUGAAUUAAUAAACAAAUAUCCUAAGGUAAACAAAAUACAUUGUUGUCUGCGUACCUAAACGUAAAAUACAUGAUUAUCAGCAUUGUUUUUUAUUAGGUUUGUUCGCUAGCAGUAUGAAUCAACGAGAAAAUAACUGAGUUUUUCCUUUGAAAUGUUUCAAGAUUUCGAGAUAGAACAGUAAUAGAAGGUGUAUACUGCACACAAUUAUGUUGAGAGAUAGACAUCUAACAAAUAAAAUCACUGGUAAAUACAAAAACUUGUGUUUUGAGUUACGUUAUUUAGAAAGAAGCAGACAUUGAACACAAGUACUUGUGUUCAAUAUCUGUAGUGAAAUUUAUUAUGAGAUACUGAAAUUUGAAUGCUUUCCAAUCUGUAAUAAGAAAGUUCAAGAGAAUAAUCUACGAAUGCUCGAAAGUUUUCAAUUAUUCUUCCAAAUAGACGUGUACCGAGCCCGAACUUCCCGGGUCCGGUAGUUCCCAGGUUCGGCUAUUCCCGGGGACCAACCAAUACUAAGUACUGCCUCAAUCCAAAUGUUUCAUUCAAUAUAAUACAGUUUCACUAACAGAUAGAUUUAAUUAAGAAAUUCAUAGCAAAGGUAAAUCGGGGUCGGGGAAUCCGAAUCUGAAGUCAGUUUUUCGAAAUUUUGAAUUGAGCUUUUAGAGUGAAGGGAAGGGUUUUUUGAGAAAAUAUUGAUUUUUUAUAAAGGCUGACGAAAGUAAAUCGGGGUCAGAGAAUCCAAAUCUGAAGUCAGAUUUUAAAAAUUUUGUUGCUGGAUCUUUUUGAUAAUUUUUAUUCAAAAUCUCUGAUAUUUAUGAAAAAUAGAUUUUCGUAAAAAUCCUAGGA